This is a messenger RNA of Papaver somniferum (opium poppy), 948 nucleotides long. Its product is annotated as 17.8 kDa class I heat shock protein-like. Lineage: Eukaryota; Viridiplantae; Streptophyta; Magnoliopsida; Ranunculales; Papaveraceae. The record is from RefSeq and is a predicted model, not a curated record. The transcript has a single exon. Bases 173 to 739 code for a protein of 188 amino acids. Gene Ontology annotation, biological process: protein complex oligomerization; response to hydrogen peroxide; response to heat.
CUUCUCGAAUCAUCAAGAUUACCCCAAAAUUUGAACUCAUCCUUGCCGAAACCACCUCUAUAAAUAACCCAUUCCAACCAGCACAAUCUCAUCAAAUCAGAAAACCAAGCAAGCUCAUCAUAGCAAUUCAAUCUUUCUGCAAAUUCAUUUUUGAGUGAAACCCUUUGAGAUAAUGUCGAUCAUCCCAAGUUUCUUCAGCAACCAAAGGAGUAAUGUUUUUGAUCCAUUUUCCCUUGACAUAUGGGAUCCUUUCCAAGGCUUUCCAUUCUCUACCGGUGCUCUGACCGGGCAAACUGGCCAAGGUGGUUCCGAUACUGCAAGAGAGACAUCACAGUUAGCGAAUACCAGGAUUGAUUGGAAGGAAACUCCAGAAGCUCAUGUCUUCAGAGCUGAUCUUCCUGGUGUUACAAAGGAAGAAGUGAAAGUUGAGGUAGAAGAAGGGAGAGUUUUACAGAUAAGUGGAGAAAGAAGUAGAGAGAGUGAGGAGAAGAAUGAUAAGUGGCACAGAGUUGAACGUAGCAGCGGCAAGUUCUUGAGGAGAUUCAGGUUACCUGAGAAUACUAAGAUGGAUGAAGUGAAAGCUACUAUGGAGAAUGGAGUGCUUACUGUCUGUGUUCCUAAAGUUGAGCAGAGGAGACCUGAAGUUAAGUCCAUUGAGAUUUCUGGUGCAUCGGAGGGGUCGACUCAAGUUCCAAUGGAAACCUCCGGUACUCAGGCUGCACAAGACCAGACUGCUUAGAGAUGUGGCCAUGACCGGAAGUCUGCAAGCCUCUUAUGUUGUGUCCUGUUUAGUCCUUUUCAGUUAAGCUACUAGUGUGGAGUCUGUCAUGUCAAUAUGUUUUUACUCUCUGUAAGGUUGUGUCGUGUCCCCAAGUGUGGGUUAUGUAAAGAGGUUUAUGCUAUGUACUGGACAUGUUUAUAAUAAAAAGGAGCUUUAGUUGAACUUAA